Molecule: messenger RNA, 3329 nt
Organism: Ochlerotatus camptorhynchus
Lineage: Eukaryota; Metazoa; Arthropoda; Insecta; Diptera; Culicidae
Product: rho GTPase-activating protein gacU-like
Exons: 6
Coding region: 2466-3323 (285 amino acids)
Source: RefSeq, a predicted model, not a curated record
UUCGCGUUGACGUGUGUGCCUAGCAAUCACCGCAAGCCCCUUUGUGUUUUCGUUUAUUCGAGCGCCAGACGGUCGUCCCUCUCGCUCGCCGUUCUUUUCGCGGAUUCUUCGGGACCGUGCUUGUUUUUGUGCGGGGAUUGUCGUCCCCUUCGAUUUAAUUAGCGUUUAUUUUGAUUUGAUUUCGGGUUUUGUUUUAUUUUUGUGUUACGUUUUCGGUUUCGCGGUAUUGAGUGUUCUUUUUUUUUUUGUCGCGUAGUGCGAAUUUUAUCGACGGUGCCAAACGCUAUAAACAAAUUUGCCAACUAGGAGACGGCGGGUGCUUCGGUGAUCGAGCGUGAUCAAACGUGAUCGAGCGACAGCUGCGUCAGAAAUGGGUCACAGAGGAUUAACCGAGGGAUGACCACCUACCCGCAGUUCCAUCGCACUCUGGAGAUCGCUGUGCUAGAUAGUGCGAAUGAAAGUGAAAAUUUUUGUGGAUUUUUCCCAGCCCAGAAAACAACAUUGUGACCGCCAGACAUAUAAAGCGCGCAACAUACUCAUGCACGCUGAUUUAGAAAGUGAUUUUUAGAGCACUCUUUGAAGGCUCCUCCAAAGCAACAUACACCGAGAAGUGCCUCUAGCCUGUUCGCGAUUUCAGUGAAGAGGAGAAAAAAAAAAAAUGUAAUAACAAACCUCGCUGCAACAGCGGAGAAGGAAAAGUGAUUGAAAAUGAAUCUGUGAGUUUGCAAGAGUGCGUACAUACUUGCAUAUAUAUAUAUAUAUAUAUAUAUAUAUUUUUUUUUAUAACAAUUACAUUGGCCAACAAUAACAGGAUUAUUAUCUCGAGAUAUGCUUAGCAGCGUCGGAGCAGGCGGCGUGCAGAAUCGGAGAAAUGGAAGCAGUUUAAAAAUUAAGUUCAGUGGAUAAAUUGGAAGUGGAGUAGACGUCGGAAAAUAACAAAUAUCCGAAUUGGAGGAAAACCUGAAGUGAUAACGAAUCGGAGUGUACGUUUUUGAUUUGUUUUUCGACGGUUCAUUUGCAUACACUUUGCACGGCCGUAAAGCAAGAAGGAAAAUUCCGUGAUCGGUUCGAGAAGAAAAUCGAAAGUUUUAACAUACCUACAUCACACACACACACAUACACCCAACUAACGUGGCGCCAAUUGAGCGAAUUGAGAAGAGAUAGUAAAAGUGAAUGAGUGAAUGGUUUUAACGUGCUUCCAACAACCACCGCAGGAAAAAAUAAGCCAGUGAGCAAAAGUGAAAAAUUACCGGUAAUUAAGGCGGUGAAGGAAAAAAAAAUCAGUGAAACGAUCGUGACACAAACAACUGUGACACCUUUCUGUGUGCGUGUAUUUUGGUGACAUACAUUUAUUUGGAUUACCCCAACAACAAUUCGUCGUGGAUCGCGCGCAUUCCCCCGGUUAUCUGAUCAGCCAACCGAUCGAUUGUCAAGAACUACCAAUUAUGGAAGUCAAGGAAAGGAUACCACGACUUUAAGCAAACACCAGCAGCAGCAUCAACUGUAAAGAUUUCCUUGCCAACCUGCUAACUAGUUACCAGAGCUCACAGGCUCGCUAGCAACAAAAUUCCUCGCCAAUGUCUUCCUAGCAAACCAGCAACAACACAAUAAAGCCAACAACCAACCACAACAGUGCCACUGAAAAGGUCAUUCUCGCUAAACUAAAAGAAGCAAACAAGCAAGUCACAAGCAAACCUUCAAACUUCGUCCAAUUUCUCCGUUUCCGUACAUGGAAAAAUGAUCAUCGCAAGUCCACCGACGAUUCAACUACGCCUACGAAUCACCAACCAGACCGACGUCCGUUCGUCAACGCGAUUAUCCAUCACCGGAAACCAUCGGACUAAGAGGCGAAAUUUUGCCCACAAGCCAACCAACUGCCACUGAAGAAAAGAAGAAAGAAAAACAUACAUAAUCUGCAAACACGGAACAGAAGGAAUGUGAUUGCUCCAUUGCUUGAUUUUAUGCGCGAAACCAAAAUCUGUGAUAUUUAAGGCUACCACGCAAAAUUACCAAUGGGUUAGAAAAGAUAAGUGUAACCGUCCUCUUCAACUGAAAAGCAAAAAUUUCGUUUCGGCAUACAGAAAUCAAAAUUUAACCAACAGUGCCUUCGGAUUGAAAAAAAAACCGAAAUCGCGUGUGCAAAAUCGAUGUGUUCAAAACAAAGUUCAUAUUUUACUACACCGUUCCCGUCGGGAUCUCUAUUUUAUGGCAUAAGAAGCAACGUGCUAUAACCGAGUAGUGAAGAUUUUAACCACCUCGAACCAACAGUGUUAUACAUUUUUAUAGCAAUAUUGAACUCGCGCCGUGCUCGCAAAGUGAUUUUAUAGCAUAGCCAAGACUGACACCUUCGAGUGUAUAACAGAAUAGGGUUUACCGAACCGGUCGAACCAGUAGCUUGUGGUCCAGCGGUAAAGGAUUUUACGCUGGCGUUAGCAAGUUUACGAGGCGGCUCGGCCAUCCUGGCGAUGCCAUUUAUCGAUGAGGACAUGCUGUGGUGUCCGGACAACGAUGGACGGAUGGUUGAUCUACAGGCUUGCCUACAGAUUUUUCAGGACGCCAACAACGGCAUGAACCAGCAAUCGGAUGCCGGUGGCAAUGGCUGUGAUCUGAACAACCUGGAAGAAUCGCUCUGCAACGAUUCGGACGAACUGCUGCGGCAACUGACGGAGAAUACCUUCGAGUUGGAGCAAUUUUUUCAGGACUUCCCCGUAACUGAGAUUAAAGUCGAGGAAAACAACAAUGACCUGCAACUUGACGAGGAAACGAGUGGUCAGAUUUUCUUGCAAAAUUGCAGCCAAUUGCUCACGUCGGCAGCGGCCGUUGCGGUUGCAAAUUCUCACCUCAAUGCCCUCGCUGCCGGAGGCGGAGAUCUGUCCGACCUUGCCAAUGGAGCCAAUAUGCUUGUCAUGCAAAAUGGUGGUAACAGUUCGGCAGAAAGCCAACUGCAAGAGCAACUGUUCUUGGUACAGGCUCAAGGGUUGCUACAGCAACAGCACCAACAACAACAACAGCAACAACAUCAGCAGCAGCAGCAACAGCAGCAGCAGCACCAACACCACCACCAGCAUAACCGGCUGCACCAGUUGGCCACCAAUACGCUGCUGGCGGAGAAGCUGCUGCAAAAUCAGACCACUCUGACGGCGUUGGACGGAUCCGGGAUACCGACGUCUGCGUCGGCCACCGUGGGACUGGGACCGGUGCAAGGGAACGGAAACGGUCGAGCCGGAAAGCCGCCCGACAUUGUGAUAAAAGGUAAGAGGAUUCGUGAGCAAGUGAGUUGGGAAGAGAAAGCGAUGGUGGUGUCUAAGAUCCAUGUAAGUUAGUUCGGU